GAUCGUAGAAUGGCUGAAUGAAGCAACAAUGGGCUCCAACGAAGUCAAACUCGCUAACCUGACUAAAAUUCAAGAAUACUUAAUCAACAAAAGCCCCCAGCUGAUGACUACUUACCUGAAUGAAGUCCUGCAAUUUUGUUCAGACCGUAGUGCUGAUGUCAGGAAAACCGUAGCUGGUUUUAUCGAAGAAGCUGGGGACAAAACUCCAGACAGAAUUCCCCAGAUGUUAACCCCACUUCUACGGCUUAUAAGCGACGAGGUAGCCGCAGUAUCAAAACGCGCUGUCCGUGCGAGUAGUAGAAUUCUCCGCGCGGCCUUAAAGUGGAUCGUCAGCAGUAGCUCUGCCGUGGUAACCCCGGAAAUGGAGACCGCGUGGAACCAGCUGAGUUCCUUGAAGGCUCACAUAAUAAAAAUGAUCGACAGUGAUAACGACGGAAUCCGUACGCAAGCGGUUAAAUUCCUCGAAGGCGUAGUCUUGCUCCAGACACACGUGGACCCCGACUCACCAAAGCGCCCCGACGAUUUUUCCCUGGAAGACGUUCCGUUGACCCUGAAAAUCGCUCGUCGUCGCAAGCUUGAAGAGGAAGCGAACCAGGUGAUGGAUUCGCUGAUAAAGUUCCACGGCUCGCCCCACGUAAGUAGUGUUAAUUUGAUGGCAUGCAUGGGAAGUCUCGCAGUAAUAGCUAAAAUGCGUCCGCAAUUCAUGACGAAAGUUAUCGAAGCGCUGCAGCGCCUUCAGAGCGAUUUGCCCCCGACUUUAUCCGACUCUCAGGUGACUAGUGUCCAGAAGCAGCUGAAGACAACAUUACUCGCUUUGAUGAAGCACCCAGCGAGUAUCGAGCACGUGCAGACUAUCGUCAAGCAGCUGACGCAGCUGGGAGCCAAGGAGCAGGACAUCAUGAAGGCUUAUCCCAAGCCUGAAGACAUUCGUCGAAUGAAAAAGCGGCAAGCAGAGGCCGCUGCUGCUGCGAGCGCCGCCAAGCGCGCUAAAUUGGAAACAAUUAUACCUACCAUCCCAGUAGAAGACCCAGAGCCGGAAGUUUUGCCGGUUAUUGUCAAGCCAGAGCUUAUUGAACUGUCCGAGAGCUUUAUUGCUGAAAGAUUGAGCGUAGAAAUUGCAACUGAUUUAGUUCUUGAUAGCAUGACCUGGGUUCCAGACACAAUGACUGCUAUUUUCGCGAGGGAAUAUCAACCAAGUGUGUCUCCAGAUUUGCAAGAGCAGCGCCAAGUCGUGGCUAAGCUUCUGGCUGCUCAAAUUAAGCAAGCCAAGGCUAAAAAGAUCAAAAACAAAGAUGAUGACGCUGUUAUGGAAGAUUUAAUUAAAAACCCGACUAUCACAGUCGCUGAAGCCAAGCGCGAGCGGAAGCGCGAGAAAGACCGCGAGAAGGAAAAAGAAGCCAAGGCUGUUCUUGAAGCGGAAAAGAGUCUUGCUAAGCGCAGCAGAGUCAAAGUUUUGAAACUCGCUGAAGUUACUAAGCCCAUGUCGAGAGACGCGAAGGAAAAAAUGUUGCUAAUGGCGGUUAAUCGGAUUCUCAGAGCUGAAAAGAGCGCGAUUUUCGGAGGAGUUGCUUCAGCGAGAUCUAAAAUUUUAACAACCCUUGCUGCAACUUUCAAGCCUCAUAUCAGAGAAGCGGUAUUGCGUUACAUCUCCGAGGACAUACGAACGAGGCUAGAUCUGGCAUUAAGCUGGCUCUAUGAAGAGUUCGCACUGCUCCAGGGCUUCCAGAGACGGACCACUUUGAGCAGUACCCCUCACGAAGCUCCCAAACAGGCUUACAAUUUUGUGCUGUGCACUCUGGUGUCGGCUAUUGACAUCAUCCAGGGCAAAGAUCGGGACUUGCUGUUAUCCAGAUUGUACUUUGAAGCUCCGCUUAUUACUGACGACGCUAUCGAAGCACUGAAGACAAUUUCCGGUGAUGAAACACGGGGCUUAGCUCCUUUGAAUCUUCUUAAAGAAAUGGUGAUCCGCCGACCUACCAAGCAGCUGGUUUUAUUGAACGUUCUACUCUGUCACACUGGUCAUGAAAAAGGGCUAAUUCGCGAACAGUCGAUUAAUUUAGUCGUUGAGCUCUACAGCCGCCCUGAAUUGAGUAAACUAAUAGAAGAGUACGCUGUUAUGUACCUUGGGUUCUUGAGACUUCCUAACCCACCGGAAAUAGUUUUUGGUUCAGACCGUGGAAGGGAGACAGUUGAGCAACUGUGGUCAGAAUCUACCACUAGAGCUUGUUUGAGUCUUUACUUAGCUUUGCUGGAGAAGCACCAGGACUUGAUCCACGAGCUGGCAAGAGUUUACACUUCCAUGCCGCCAGAUGUCAAGAGAAUGGUGCUGAGAUUGGUGGAGAACCCGGUCAGGUCUUUAGGAAUGGCUAGUCCUCAGUUGUUAGCGCUUGUAGAAAAUUGUCCGAAGGGCGCAGAGACCCUGAUCACUAGAAUCAUCCACAUUUUAACCGAGAGGUCGCCACCUAGCGCUGAAUUAGUUUCUAGAGUCCGCGAACUUUAUCAGACUCGCGUUUCUGAUGUUAGAUUCUUGAUUCCGGUUUUGAAUGGACUGACCAAGCAGGAAGUAAUUGCUGCGCUGCCUAAACUUAUCAAGCUAAAUAAUAUUGUUGUUAAGGAAGUGUUCAACCGGCUCUUGGGAACUCUUAACGACACCGGAGUUUCUCAUACUUCUCCGCUGACUCCCGCUGAAUUGUUGAUAGCCUUGCACAAUAUCGACUCCAACAAGGCGGAACUGAUGAAUGUGAUCAAGGCAACUACCUUGUGCUUCGCGGAAAAACAGGUCUUUACUCAGGAAACUCUCGCGGUUGUCAUCCAGCACCUGGUCGAAAUUAACCCACUGCCUACCUUGCUGAUGAGAACUGUUCUUCAGAGCUUGUCUUCGUACCCCGGACUCAGCGGGUUUGUGAUGAAUAUUCUGCAGAGAUUGAUUAUGAAGCAGGUGUGGAAGUUCCCCAAAGUUUGGGAAGGCUUUGUUAAAUGCUGCCAGAAGUUGCAGCCCCAGAGCUUCGUGGUGGUUCUUCAGCUACCGCCUCAACAACUUGCUGAUGCUUUCAAAAUGUCCUCCGGGUUGAAGGAACGAUUGGUAAGUCAUAUUGAGCAGUUUACUGAAAAUCAGAAGGCGCAUAUUUCUUCGGGGAUUAUGGAUGUUAUUCAAGGGAAGCAGAUGGUGGAUUUACAUGAUGACUUUGAUAUUGCUCCGCCUGGGGAUUUUUCUGUGGAAGGUAAAAGUGAAGAGACUCCUGCUGCUGAUCCUUCGGAACCUGCGCCUCCUGGAAUGGAUUGA
This is a messenger RNA of Cotesia congregata, 3283 nucleotides long. NCBI's taxonomy places the organism in Eukaryota, Metazoa, Arthropoda, Insecta, Hymenoptera, Braconidae. The record is from the annotation of a GenBank genome assembly.